Pseudoliparis swirei is the source of this 2059-nucleotide messenger RNA. It is a transcript of the gene atp6v1c1b, whose product is annotated as ATPase H+ transporting V1 subunit C1b. The record is from RefSeq and is a predicted model, not a curated record. The transcript has 13 exons. Gene Ontology annotation, molecular function: proton-transporting ATPase activity, rotational mechanism. Gene Ontology annotation, cellular component: lysosomal membrane; vacuolar proton-transporting V-type ATPase, V1 domain. Bases 182 to 1330 code for a protein of 382 amino acids. Gene Ontology annotation, biological process: proton transmembrane transport. Lineage: Eukaryota; Metazoa; Chordata; Actinopteri; Perciformes; Liparidae.
GCUGACUGUGAGUGAGACGAUAUGUUGAUGCACCUUUGAGUCGAAAAGCUGUUUUAAUCUGCGCUAUGUAAGAGAAGCUGCGUCUGUUUAACUGAAUUACACCGUGUGGACAUAAUUAUAAAGCCAUAAUCAUACCGUGACUUCCUCACAUCACACCGGGACAAACCUCUCACCAACAGCCAUGACAGAAUUCUGGUUGAUCUCUGCACCGGGGGAGAAGACGUGCCAGCAGACCUGGGACAAGCUGAUGGGGGCCACAACACGCACCAACAACCUCUCCGUGAACAACAAGUUCAACAUCCCUGACCUCAAGGUCGGAACACUAGAUGUGUUGGUGGGUCUGUCAGAUGAACUGGCCAAACUAGACACCUUUGUGGAAAGUGUGGUGAAGAAGGUCGCUCAGUACAUGGCCGAUGUCUUGGAGGACAGCCGAGACAAAGUCCAGGAGAACCUACUCGCUAAUGGAGUUGACCUGGUCACCUAUAUCACCAGGUUUCAGUGGGACAUGGCUAAGUAUCCAAUCAAACAGUCGCUGAAAAACAUCUCUGAGAUAAUCGCCAAGCAAGCGACGCAGAUCGACAAUGACCUGAAGGCCAGAGCUUCAGCCUACAACAACCUGAAGGGAAACCUGCAGAACUUGGAGAGGAAGAAUGCGGGGAGUUUGUUAACCAGGAGUUUGGCUGACAUAGUGAAGAAAGAAGAUUUUGUACUGGACUCAGAGUACCUUAUUACCAUGCUGGUGGUUGUCCCAAAGACAAGUUAUGCUGACUGGCAGAAGACGUAUGAGACUCUGGCAGAAAUGGUCGUGCCACGCUCCACAAAGCUGCUGUUUGAGGACAACGACAGCGGUCUGUUCAGUGUCACUCUCUUUACGAAGGCUAUCGAUGACUUCAAGCACAAAGCCAGAGAAAACAAGUACACAAUGCGGGAUUUCCAGUAUAAUGAGGAGGAGUUGAAGGCAGACAAAGAAGAGAUGACACGUUUGUCCACUGACAAGAAGAAACAGUUUGGGCCUUUGGUACGGUGGCUGAAAGUGAAUUUCAGCGAAGCCUUCAUCGCGUGGAUUCACAUAAAAGCCCUUAGUGUGUUUGUGGAAUCGGUUUUGAGGUAUGGGCUGCCGGUGAACUUCCAGGCCAUGCUGCUGCAGCCCAACAAGAAGAACAUGAAGAAGCUGAGAGAGGUGGUCUACGACCUGUACAAACACCUGGACAGCAGCGCUGCGAUCAUUGAUGCUGCUAUGGACAUCCCAGGGUUGAACUUGAGCCAGCAGGAGUACUACCCGUAUGUUUACUUCAAGAUCGACUGCAACCUGCUGGACUUCAAAGUCUAGAUGAAUUUCCAUCAUCAUCUCACUCUGUGCGGUAUUACGCCGAUGUGACACGAUCACAUCCCCAAGAUUUUAAUUUAUUUCCACCCUGUUUUUCAGUUUUCAUUCCCGCCCUCUCUGUUGCUCCUGGUACAUUCCUAGGGCCUGUUCUAAUAUACCAAAUGAUUAUGUGCCAUCUUCUUUGUUCUUUUCUACUUCCUCUUUGGACCAUGAUGUAAAAGUGAAUCGCUCAAGGUGACAUUCACCAAACAUUCCCUAUCAAAGGACAUAACAUUGCUCCAUUUUUAUUGUUGUUUCUCUCCUGUCAGUCUACUUUAUUCAAAGUAACACAAAUGGUACAUAUGUGGGGAAAAUGGGGAGAAAAAUAAAUGUAUGCUAAAUAUAGUAUUUAUUUAAAGCCUCUAAAAUCAGUGAAUAUAUUUUUUGUUUUGUUCAGUUUUUGAAAGUGAUGUGUUUGAGCUCCAUGUAAGGAAUAUCUGUUUACAAGUAGUUGUCCAUUGUUACACCCUCCCCCCCUCCCCCUAAAGCUGUGAUCCUGUGAAACUCAGAUGGAUCAUUUUACAGUUACUAUAAGCAAUAUGCGGAUUCUAUGGUCCUAUACUUUCUGUAUAUUAAGCAGUUUGAGAAAAAACUAUGAUGGGUCUAUGUGCAAAAUACUGUAAUGUCAUUAAAACUGUGAAUGACACCAUAUAUUUCAAAUUAAUGUGAAAAAUAAAUCUAUGUGAAAUAUAA